Molecule: messenger RNA, 1493 nt
Organism: Cyprinodon tularosa
Lineage: Eukaryota; Metazoa; Chordata; Actinopteri; Cyprinodontiformes; Cyprinodontidae
Gene: ttc19
Product: tetratricopeptide repeat domain 19
Exons: 11
Coding region: 86-1231 (381 amino acids)
Biological process (GO): mitochondrial respiratory chain complex III assembly
Cellular component (GO): mitochondrial inner membrane
Molecular function (GO): protein binding
Source: RefSeq, a predicted model, not a curated record
UUCUCUUUAGCAGAAAUCUGCACUCAGAGGCUUUUAUUGUGAAAGUAUGGGAUGCUGGCUUCCGCUCUUUAUGUAAACAGCAAAGAUGGCGGCCUACGGUGCGCUCCGAGCCGUCCUCAGUUUGGCUUUGAGCAGAUCCAGAUGUGCCGGAAGACUCAGGCAUUGUGUCCUCUGCGCUCCGGUUGUUCCUGAAGCUGGAAGCCGCACAGCAUUCUGGGAAGCCAGGAGUGGACGCCAGGAGCAGAAAAGAAGUGGAGGCGGUGCUCUGUGGACCGCAGUUGCUUUCUCUCUAUUCAGCAGCUCUGAUGAAGACAAGAAGGACGAAGCUGAGAGGAAGAAGGACGAAAUGAUUUUGUUGCUAAAGAAAGCAAAGCUCAGUUUGCAUCGUGGGAAUCUUCAGGCAGCCUCCUCCUACCUCCAUCAGGCUGUAGCUCUGGCUCAUCAGACCCACAACAACCAGGCCAUCAUCUACACCUACAGCCAGAUGGCGAAUGUGGCCUACCUUCAGGGUCAUCUGGACAGUGCAGAGAAGCUCUUCAAAGCAGCCAUGAGCUUCAUGCUUGCAGGAGGAACUCCAGAGGACGACAACGCUGUUAUUGAGAUGUCUCUGAAGCUGGCCACCAUCUAUGCUGAGCAGAACAAGGCAGAACUGGCAGAACACGGCUUCAGAUUCUGUGUGGAGUCCCUGGAGGCCAAACUGGAGAAACACAAGGAGCAGAUGGAGGAUGAGAGGACAGAGGAGCAGGAAGUUCUGAGGAAAGACACCCACCUCCUGCUUGGCCUGUGUUUGGACUCGCGUGCCCGGUACCGAGCCUCGCUGCUGCAACUGGACCGGGCCAGACAGGACUACAGAAAGGCCCUGGACAUCUGCAGGACAGAACAGGGAGACACCCAUCCACAGACUCUGGUCCUGAUGAGCGACCUGGCCACCAUCCUGGACCUGCAGGGUCAUCAUGACGACGCCUUGGUUCUGAUCCAGCAGGCGGUGGAUGUGAGCCGCUCCACAGACCAUGAGGAUCAUCACCUGCUUCUGGGAAACCUGGCAGGAAUCCUUCUGCACACAGGCCGACUGGAGGAUUCUGUUCGGUUCUACCAGGAGGCUCUGGGCCUGGCCAGGCAGGCGGGAGACCAGGCAGCCGUCCAGCAGAUCCAAGAGGGACUUGAGGAGGUGAAGAAGAGGAGGGGCCAGGAGAGGAAUAAGCAGGAGGAGGAGGCAGCAAAGCUACCCUGAUGGUGCUGAUGGUUCUACUGGUGACCCCGCCCCAAUCCAGCAUGUGCCCUUCUUCAUGCAAACUACAGAACAAGAACCCUGGACUCAGGGGGGACUGGAGAAGAACUGUGGGGGUCCGGUUCCCUGCGGUGGGGGCCCGGGUCCCUGUGCCUCCCAUUUACUGAGCCGUUCCUGAUGACAGCAGUAAACACAGUGGAGGGGGCGGAGCUUAGUUACUGCAUGUUUGUUGUGUCAACAGAAAUAAAUCCUGAUGGUUGAAGCA